Peniophora sp. CBMAI 1063 is the source of this 828-nucleotide messenger RNA. Lineage: Eukaryota; Fungi; Basidiomycota; Agaricomycetes; Russulales; Peniophoraceae. The record is from the annotation of a GenBank genome assembly.
AUGGGUCUCGUCUACAAGUCUGCCGCGCAGCGCGCCACCGCGCCCGUCGAAGCUGCUAAGUCGCCUGCGCCGUGCCCGUACCCGACAUGGUCCUAUGACGCGGCAUUCGACCCGGACAGCGAGGAGUUCUUCGCUGAUGCCGUCUACGAGGCAGUGGUCAACCCGAUCCAGCAAGCGCCCGCACCGCUCAGCCCGAUCGAAUCCGCGUCGGCCAGCAGCUCAGACUCUGGCCGCAUCAGCCCCGACGCUGACGCGGACUCGCUCGACAACGACUCGAUGCCCCCACUCGACGUCCUCGACGACGUGCCCGGCGCUGCGCUGCGUCGCGUGCAGCAGGACGUCGAGAGCCUCACGUGGCUGGCGCGAGUGCCCACCGACGCGCACGACGUCCCCGCCGCGCCACGUCCAGCGCCGGCCACGGUCAACAUCCAGCGCGCGCGCUCGAUCAGCGAUGCGCCCAAUCCGCAAUCGUACCAGCGCUACAUCGCACACGCACGUGCCGGCUGGCUAAACGCCGUCGCCGGCCGCGGCUACGCCCUCGUACCACCCCCACCCAUCCGCGACGAACCAGCCGCACCGGCAGAACCCGAGCGGAUUGACGAGCACCGCUUGUUUUAUACUGGUGAAUACGCGACAGAACGGCCCAGCACGCCGCCGCGCCAGUACGAGUACACCGCGACUCAGACGCCCGGGUCGGGUGUGCUGCGCACGCCGUCGCCCCCGCCGUCCGUUACCCCGCACGCGUUCACAUAUUCGUUCGCGCGCCACGGCCGUCUGCCGAGUCUAGCGGGCAGCCCGACUGUCUCGCGCAUCGCUACGACGUUCUAG